GCCCGCCCGCCGGGCCGCGCGCCGCUCCUCCCGAGGCAGCCGAGCCGCCCGCGCGCCGCCCGUGCCCUUGUGAGGCUGGCAUGCAGGAUGGCCGGCCAGCCCAGCCACAUGCCCCAUGGAGGGAGCCCGAACAACCUCUGCCACACCCCAGGGCUGGCACACCCCCCUGACCCACAGAGACACCCAAACACCUUGUCUUUUCGCUGCUCGCUGGCCGACUUCCAGAUAGAGAAGAAGAUAGGCCGAGGACAGUUCAGCGAGGUGUACAAGGCCACCUGCCUGCUGGAUAGGAAGACCGUGGCUCUAAAGAAGGUGCAGAUAUUUGAGAUGAUGGACGCCAAAGCCAGGCAAGACUGCGUCAAGGAGAUCGGCCUCCUGAAGCAAUUGAACCAUCCCAACAUUAUCAAGUAUUUGGACUCGUUUAUUGAGGACAAUGAGCUGAACAUUGUACUGGAGCUGGCUGAUGCGGGUGACCUCUCCCAGAUGAUCAAGUACUUUAAGAAGCAGAAGCGGCUCAUCCCGGAGAGGACUGUGUGGAAGUACUUUGCACAGCUGUGCAGUGCCGUGGAACAUAUGCACUCUCGCCGGGUGAUGCACCGAGACAUCAAGCCUGCCAACGUGUUCAUCACAGCAACGGGGGUCGUGAAGCUUGGUGACCUUGGCCUGGGUCGCUUCUUUAGCUCUGAGACCACUGCAGCCCACUCCCUAGUGGGGACACCUUACUACAUGUCACCAGAGAGGAUUCAUGAGAACGGCUACAACUUCAAGUCUGACAUCUGGUCUCUGGGCUGUUUGCUGUACGAGAUGGCAGCUCUCCAGAGCCCCUUCUAUGGAGAUAAAAUGAACCUCUUCUCCCUCUGCCAGAAGAUCGAGCAAUGUGACUACCCGCCUCUCCCUGGAGAACAUUACUCUGAGAAGUUACGAGAACUGGUCAGUAUGUGCAUCUACCCUGACCCCAACCAGAGACCGGACAUCGGAUAUGUGCACCAGGUUGCCAAACAGAUGCACGUGUGGACUUCAAGCACCUGAACAUGGGCGCAGCGGGCCUUAUCAGAGCCGCACCAAUCUGCCUUACUUGAGUCUUCUUUCCAAAGUGGCCGCCUGGUAGCCUAGACCAACUAAGACCAGAGGGUUCGGCAGGUUCCUGAGGGGGCCGGCUUUGACGCAGACGCUGAAAGCAGAGCAGCUGGGGGGAGGGGCACCAGUCACACGUUAACUGGUGGUCACAUUCGAAAGUCCUUUCUUUAAACUGUCUGUGGACAAUCUCAGCUGGGUUGUUACCAAGGGUGGGUGGU
Messenger RNA from Nyctereutes procyonoides (raccoon dog), 1295 nucleotides. RefSeq names its product serine/threonine-protein kinase Nek6. The transcript has a single exon. The record is from RefSeq and is a predicted model, not a curated record. Gene Ontology annotation, biological process: protein phosphorylation. Gene Ontology annotation, molecular function: protein kinase activity; ATP binding. Lineage: Eukaryota; Metazoa; Chordata; Mammalia; Carnivora; Canidae. The coding region runs from base 88 to 1029 and encodes 313 amino acids.